Messenger RNA from Gryllus bimaculatus (two-spotted cricket), 4172 nucleotides. The record is from the annotation of a GenBank genome assembly. NCBI's taxonomy places the organism in Eukaryota, Metazoa, Arthropoda, Insecta, Orthoptera, Gryllidae.
UCUUUGGGUAGGGAGGGGGAAUCCCCGUGUAUUAUCACCACAUCACAAAAGCGUAUUGAUGUUAGUUUCGUAAUCGUGCUCAGCUGUACGUGUCUUUGGCAGUUCAUUUUAAACAGAUCGCUCUUGGAAUACAAUCGGCGUCGAUGUAAUAAGUGCGAGCUGCAUUUGGGCAAAAUAUGUUGUUUUGUUUAGACUCCUUCUGUGUAAUUUGUCAGUUCUUCGUGAUACGAUAUCGUUGGUGCAUUACAAGUUGCUGACGGCAAGUGACGUUAUUAUCCACCGAUACAGUCACCAGCAGGUCACCAGUCAUUCUCUUGUGAUCAAUCUGAACUAGGUGAUGAAAUAUAUUCGUGAUUUGAAGUGUGAAGGGAGUUAAGGAAAACAGGUUGAAUUAUUUUAAGAAACCCCUCUAUAGUCUGUUGCAAUAAGAAUGGAAGUGGAAAUUAACUUUGUACCUAAAGAGUGAAAUAUUUUCGAUUUAGCAGCUUCGUUGAGUCGUGUUAACUCGGAAUCCGAAUCUACAUCAAUUUUCAGGGACAAUGGGUAAUAAUAACACAAAAACUGGUCAAAGUUCGAGUGGUUCAAGGAUACCGGAAGCUAGUAGAAAUCAAGAAGCUAGUGUACCCAACUCUAGAACUAGAGUUGUGUUUGUUCAUAAUUCUUCUGCACAGUAUGAUAAUGGAUUACAAUUUGCUGCAAGUAGAGUAAACAAUUUGCCUCAGAACAAUUUUCCUGCCCAUGAACAUUUUCAGCACAUGAGUGAAAAUAGAAAUUCUAACAAUGUUUAUCCUCGUGUACCACCACCUCCAUAUGAGCCUUCUAAUACACAACCAUUUUUCUGCAAUAAUCCUCCAGGUAACCCUUCGCAAAUCAACAGAGAGCCUCUAUUCAGAGUACCUGUGACACAUCCAAAUCCCACCGCACCUGAGAUGCAUCCAAAUCCUACCAAGGUCCCAUCUCAAUUGCUGGAAAUGCCUAAUAAAGGCUCUGAAUUGCCAGAAAGGCCAAAAGUUUUAAUAGACACUUCUGAAUUACUGGAACUAUCUAAUAAAGAUCCAUCUAAUAUUGUAAGAUCUCUGCAAGAUAAAAAAGUUUUAUUUGAAAAUACCAUGCUACAGAGUUCUUUGCCACAAUCAGUUUUGGAAGUGUUAAUGAAAAUAGUGAGAAAAAUUUGCUUUGCAGAUACCUACAGUGAGAAAAUUGAGCUUCUUAAAAUAGUUUGUUCUGACAAGUUUCUUAAUACAUUGGGUAUUUAUAUUUUAAGUGUGCCUACUCAUCAGAAAGAUUGUGCAAAAGAAGAUGUUUUAUUUCUAGAAGGAAAUGUUUUGCCAUUUUUUGAAACUAUUUUACGGUUAAUUCCUAGUUUGAUUUGCCAUAAAUUAAGAGACUUGUUGAUCCAGACAAACCUUGCAUUAAAUGGUCUUCAACAAUAUCACAAUAUUAAGAUUGAUGAAACUACCAGAAUGAAGUUAAAGAAAUUGGAAAAAGAACUGAAACAUCACUUAAAUCCUGAUUCCCCUGAUAGUAGUGAAGAAGGUAAAGCACAGCCAGCCAGUGUGCAGGAAUCAAGUGCUGAAGAGGAUACUUCAAAGGGUGGUCCAGGUCAUUCAGUUCAAGCCCAGGCUAAACAUUUGGAAUUUCUUUCGCGUCAUAUUUUUCCAAGUGUAAUUAACAAACUGCAAGAUCGAGCACAUAGAGUGCAGGGAAUGUCUAAAAACAUAUAUUUUGUAGAUUAUAUAAAAAGCAGUGAGGAGGAUGCCAUAGAAGGAGAAUUUUUAUUAGCUGUGGCCAAGUACUUACUGAAGCAGAAAUACAAAGCUGAUGACAUUCUUCUUUUCACAACAAGUGAUGAGGACUUGAAAAAUAUUCUUGAAAUUAAGAGCAAAUAUGAGUCAUUGCAAGAUUUGCAAGUGGGACUAAUCAGCAGGUGUAACAAAUUUGAUGCCACUAUAAUUUUGAUUUCAUGCCCUGUUAGUAAAACAGAUGUACAAAAUAUUUACUGUGAACGUCAACUGUGUCAAGCUUUGUUGGGAGCUAAAAAUGGUGUUUUUAUGAUGGGAAACUUAAGCUUUUUAGAGAAUCUCAGUCCGUUUUGGAAGGAAAUGAAAAAACUCUUACAACAACAAGAAGCUGUAUCAACCAAGCUUCCAUUACUUUGUGAGUUGCAUCAGAUAGUAAUUAAUGUAUCUGAGGCUAAUGAUUUGAAAAAACUCAAGAAUGGAGCAUGCUUGAAACGUUGUGAAAAAAAAUUAAAAUGUGGGCAUCUGUGUAAACGUUUAUGCCACUUUGAAGACAGAGAGCACAAAUAUUACAAGUGUCAUGAACCAUGUUCAAGUUUGAAAUGUUUUCAGAAAAAAUUAUUGCCAUGCGGUCACUCUGAUCCUAGGAAGGAGAAAUCAGGUCCUCAGCUGGAUCUGUGGUCCACUGAACUUGCUUUCUUGUGUCAAGUUCCAUGUUCAGCAGUUCUGGAAUGUGGUCACACUUGUACAGGAACAUGUGGAAGUUGUCGCCAGGGAAGAGUUCAUUUGCCAUGCAAGAAUCAGAGCAAGAUUACUUUAGCAUGUGGACAUAGAUUUGUGUCUAUAUGCAAUGGUUAUGUACAACAGUGUGAACAGAAGUGCUUUUAUGAGUGUCCUCAUGCAAUGUGCAAAGAAAGGUGUGGUAUCCCAUGUACCCCUUGCAAGGAAAUGUGCACAAUAGGCUGUGAACAUUCAAAAUGUAACAAAAAAUGUUUUGAAUUGUGUGAUCGACGACCUUGCUUUGAACCUUGCAAGAAACUGCUUGUCUGUGGUCAUAAGUGUGUAGGCAUAUGUGGUGAACCCUGUCCUCCAGGCCCUGAAUAUUGCAGAGUAUGCAAUGCACAAAAAAUGAAGAAAAAAGAUGGCACAGGAGAAGCAAGAUUUGUUCUUUUGAGUAAUUGCAACCAUGUUGUUAGAAGUAAUGAUUUGGAUCGAAAAGCAUUCAGCAAAGUGCAAAAAUUAGAAAGUUUGGCAUGUCCACUUUGUGGAUAUAACAUAACCAAAACUACACGUUACUUAAAUUAUGCAAAAGAAUUGCAUAGACAUCUCAUUGUGAUAAGACAUGUUCAAAGAAAAUACCAAGAAAACAUAACAACAGAGUUUUGGAAGAUUGCUAAGGAGAUACGGUCAAUGUCUCUGCCGAAAGAAAUAGAAAAUCAUACUAAAAUAGAAGAAAUCAAGAAACAGUUUCAGGUAGUUCAAGAAACUAAAAUUGCCGAACAGAAGCCAAUGAUUCUACUCAUGUUUUUGAGAAAUUUACUUUACCCUAUUGUUGAUGGGUGCAGUGGAUUGGCAUCACCCCAUCACUUGGAUUGGUUGUUAAUUUUGCUUCUAGAGCGAUUUGAGAUGGGCUUAUGUUCACAAGUUCUCAGGGAACUUUACAAAGAAAUUAUUGAAUAUCAAAAACUGAAAGGUAAAGUGUAUCAGAAACAUGUAUUGGAAUUGCACAAAACCAUUGCAUUUUUCACAUAUCUAGAAAAGAACACUUGGAUGAAAUGUGCUAAAGGACAUUUGACUACGUACCAUUCACUACUGAUAGAGUGUGGUUCAUGUCAAGAAACUAAAGGCCUCAAUGUAAAUGAACAUAAGGUAAUUUGAAAAGAAAUACAUAUAUUUUUAAAAAAGGUCAUAAUGUAUAUUAUGUAUGAUAUAUAUGUAUUACAGUGUAUGCUAUAAAACUUGGCGUGCUAUAGUUAAUGUUUUUAUUUUUCUCAACAUUUGAUUUAAUAUUGUUAAUAAAGUUUGUAUUAUAAACUUUUAAGUUUAAAUUUUUUUAUGAAAAUUAAUUUCUGUGUAGAAAUUUAGUUUUCAGAAAAAUGCUAAACAGUGAAUAACCUUGAGCACAUCUUUUGAUUAUUUUACAUUUCAUUAACUAUUCAUCUAUGGCAGAUGUUAAAGAUUUGCAUAGUAAAUAAUCUCUUUUAUUUUAAACAUGAUUUAAAUGCACUGAUAAUCGCACUCUUUCCUUUGCUUUCUUAUUAUAAGACCCAACUGACUUAACGUUGAUAAAGCAAUAAUACUUUUCAAAUCAAAUUCAAAAUUAGCACUCAAACCAGUUAUAAUUAUAGUUAAACAACCAAUAAGUAAUAUAAAAUCACUUAUUGAAACAUUUUUAAACUAAAUGACAAUAUUAAUUUUAAAACUAAAUGGCAU